Messenger RNA from Meloidogyne enterolobii, 1319 nucleotides. The record is from the annotation of a GenBank genome assembly. Lineage: Eukaryota; Metazoa; Nematoda; Chromadorea; Rhabditida; Meloidogynidae.
UUAAACAAAUGAACAAUGAACAGCUUCAAGACUGGCUUGCUAAUUUACACGAAAUUUUCUUUAAUGAAAGCGGAAGAAAUCAACGAGAACAAGCAUUUCUCUCAACCGGCCCAGAAGCUCAAAAAUGGAGUCAAAUUCUUUCAAAAUUGGCACCACAAACGAAUAUUUUACUUAAUUAUUUUAUGUGUAAUUUUGAUGAUCCUAGACUUAGCGAGCCUCUCAUAACACAAAUACUUUCUCUUUAUUACAAAAUUGGUAUAGCUCGUUGUUUUGUUCUUCAAUUAUCUUUAACAAAACGUUGGAGUGCUUCAGCAAAAAUGUUAGAAAUGUUUUUUCUUGCAAUUUAUAAUGAGGAAAUUUUAGCUGCUGGCCCUGGUACUCCUUCAAUGGCUAAAAGAUUUGAUGAAGUUUCUCUUCCUUCCCUUCGCCUUGUUCCACACAAAACAGUGACUAACAGUGCUUCCACAGGGCAGAAUAAUUUAAAAAUUGGUGGCUAUGGAAAUAUUGCACAAUGUAGUAGUAGCAUUCAAAUUUGUGUUUUACCUGAAGAAACGACUGAAUUAAAAAAACAACCACUUAAAACAAUUGGAAGUUCAGCAAGAUUAGAUGGACAAAAUCAAAAAUUUAUUUCUGCAACAACGCCAACAACUUCUACAGGAAUAAGUAGUAUUGGAGCUUGUAGUUCUACAACUGGUGGAUUAUUUCAAAGAGGUCGUUCAAAAAGUACUGUUCAAAUAGGCCCUUUCCCAGCAAUUGAAAGAAUUGUUGCCGAAAAUAGAUUUUUGGUGCUUACAAGAUUAACUAGAACUGUUAAUCAACUUUUAUCAAACAUGGCAACAGAAGUUGUUUGUAGAUCUUUAUGUCAUUCUUUAUUAUAUAUUUGUAGAAGUGGAUUUUCUUUUCAAGAAAGUGAUUUUAGACAAAGAAUACUUAAAGAACAGGCUUCUACUGAAAUUUUGGCAGAUUUUAGCAGAAAGUCAAGAAUUAGAAGUAUUCCUUCACACUUUUUUAUUGAGUCAAUUAAUGGAUUAAAUUUUGCGUUAAUUAAUGGUUAUGCUGAUAUAGCUCUUCGGGCAUUGGAUGCCCUCCAUCAACGUGCUCAAUACGAAUUAAUGGCUGAUGUUCAAUUGUCAACAAAUGCUCUCCGUCAUAUAUUAUUAGAGUCUUUAACUUUUCAAUCCCUUAUUAUAAAAAGACCAGAAACUUUACAAAAUGAUCAAAAAGGAAUUUUACAAAAUGAUAAUGAGAAAAAUAAAAAUAUUAAAAGAAUUAAUUCUUUUUCAAAUAAAUUAAAUGGACAAGAAGAAACUAAAUUUUAA